GGGACCGCGACCGCGACUGGAAAGUAAACACUCGCACCAACUGACGAAAGGUUCACGAACUCCACUAGAAUCUCGGAACGCAGCCGAACGACGCCUACUUUUACCGGAAAGUUAGUAUCCGACAUGGCGCUGGAAGGAUGUGUCGCCUCGCUGCGGGGCAGCAUGCAAUUGCUGGAUUCGUCGAUAAACAUACUCGUUGAGGGUGUCAACGACUUCCCUAGAUUAAGCAAAGUGCUUCAGACAACAAGGCACUUCGAGCUCAUAUCCGAACCCGACCUCCAAGCCGCACAAUCUGCCCUCCUCUCUGAAAUCCGUCCCGAAGUCGAGAACCUCCUUCAACGCGUAAACAACUACCUAGACAAGCUCGAGCGCCGCGAACAAGCUCUAAUAGCGAAAUGCGAUCUCAACGAUGGCCGGCUAGGACGCGAUAUCCCAGGUGAAUCAGCAUUCGCACCGAAGAGCAGGAGCACUCAAGGGAAAGCAGGAGCAGAAGGAGGCAAAACUAUGAGCGCUCUGCAAGAGAUGAAGUACAAGCAGCUGAAGGCGAAGAAACAGCGGUUGAGUUAUGCGGUAGAGACAUUAGAACUGCAGGCAAAGCAGAGGGAACGGCAGCUACGUAUGAGUAUGGCUGCACCACAAUCAUUCUACGACGAAUAAACACAGAUAUACGAUAGUUUUAGGGCGCAUUUGGUUCUGGAAGAAGGUCUUCGGCUUCUGAGAUACCCACGGAGAGAACAUAAAUCACGGUUUUCAUCAUUGCUUGCCCCUCCUGCC
Messenger RNA from Trematosphaeria pertusa, 774 nucleotides. RefSeq lists its product as uncharacterized. The record is from RefSeq and is a predicted model, not a curated record. The transcript has 2 exons. Gene Ontology annotation, biological process: attachment of spindle microtubules to kinetochore. Bases 124 to 657 code for a protein of 177 amino acids. Lineage: Eukaryota; Fungi; Ascomycota; Dothideomycetes; Pleosporales; Trematosphaeriaceae. Gene Ontology annotation, cellular component: DASH complex; spindle microtubule.